AUGCGAUGGCCGCCAUGGAGUUCCGAUUCAACAACUGAUCAGAAAUCGCAGUCCAGCUCUUCAAGCUCCUCUGCCGGCCCCGCGCCCACCCUAAAUAAACAAAGCUCUUCCCUCGACUGGGCGGCCUUCACAGAAACCAGGACCCUUGUCCCGACCCUCUUCCUGACAAGCAGCAUUCUGCUUGCAGUGCGCGUCCACCGCCGCUACUUGCGUCGCAUCCCCGAUGCCCCCAGCAUCUCGCCUUCGCACCUCCGACACCGGUCUCUCUUCGGGCGGGUCACCAGCGUCGGUGAUGGAGACAACUUCCGGAUCUUUCACACCCCCGGUGGACGGCUCGCUGGAUGGGGCUGGUUGCCAUGGAAGAAAGUUCCCACCACGAAGAAAGAGCUGAAAGAUAAUACCGUUCACGCCCCCGAACUCGCACACUUCGGCCGCCCCGAACAGCCCUUUGCCCGCGACGCCCACGCCUGGCUAACUUCCUACCUCGGCCGUCGCCGCGUCCGUGCAUUCAUCCACCGUCAGGACCAGUACCACCGUGUCGUGGCCAGUGUGAUGGUUCGGCGCGCACUAGACUUCCCACCGUUUCGUCGCAGAGAUGUUUCGUACGAGAUGCUGAAGCGUGGCCUCGCGACGGUGUAUGAAGCCAAGGUGGGCGCAGAAUUCGGCGGUACAGACAUGGAGCAGAAGUAUCGUCGCGCCGAAUGGUGGGCCAAGGCACGGUCAAAGGGAUUGUGGAAGGAUUAUCGGCGUGUUGGGUCCGAUUGGGAGAGUCCACGCGACUAUAAAAACCGCAUGGGCAUGGGUGAUUCAUCCGACAACCAUGCCAAAUCCAAGUCAUGA
Messenger RNA from Penicillium alfredii, 840 nucleotides. RefSeq names its product thermonuclease family protein. Bases 1 to 840 code for a protein of 279 amino acids. Gene Ontology annotation, cellular component: mitochondrion; cytoplasm. NCBI's taxonomy places the organism in Eukaryota, Fungi, Ascomycota, Eurotiomycetes, Eurotiales, Aspergillaceae. The transcript has 2 exons. The record is from RefSeq and is a predicted model, not a curated record.